AUGGCCAAGCUUGCACGCAUUGCUACAAGGCAAAGAGCCGAUGUAUGUCUCCGUCUCAAGAAAAGGUGUCAGCCAUCAGAGUCGGUUCGCAGGCGUAAUGCUCAGAUUGCCGAAGAGUCUGAUACGCGCAUCGCUCGGCUAGAAGACAAGAUGGAGAUAUUAUUAUCUACAAUGCAGUCAUUCAUUCCACAGGGAGCUUUGGGGAAUUCCGUCAAUGUCCUUCAGCCACUUCAACCAGUUCACUCCCUCGACGGAAACAGCAUUUCAUCAUCCACGUCUUAUUCGAAUGGCACCCUGGUAAACACCGGCACUGGGCUGGGAAUCAGUGACGGGCCGCCAUUUGCGACGGACUCGAUCGCCAUAGCAUCACCGAAUUCAUAUCAAUCAGAGGAACGGCUCGAGUUCUUCCGAUCCCGAAUGCUGCCAUAUUUCCCUUUCAUCGAUCUUACCCCAGAUAUGACAAGCACGUAUCUGCGGCAAAACAGGCCUUUUUUGUUUCAGGCCAUCCACACUGUUACCAUAUUCUCGACGCAGGAAAGACUGACUCAAGUUGAGGAGCUAAAGCGUGUCCUAUUCACGUCUGCUUUACUCGAGGUCCAGUCAAAUAUCGACUUGCUACUUGGAUUACUAACUUACCUAGCAUGGAGUACCGACGCUUUUCUUGGUAGAGCAGACCUUGUCUCUCGCCUGAUGAUGCUCGCCAUUUCACUAGUAUAUGAUCUGAGGUUGUUCAAAUCAUCCUCACCAGACGUGCAAGCCAUGAUGUCUAUUACCCAGGGGCAGGCUGAAGAAACUAUUCAGAGGCCUAACGAUCAAAUGCCCGAUGGCUUUUUGGAAAGACAGAGGGCAUUACUAGCUUGUUUUAUUUUGAGCUCCAAUGUUUCGUCACACCUUGGGCGUCAAGACGCUAUACGAUGGACGCCUCAGAUGGAAGACGCGCUUCGAGUCAUCGCACUAAGCAAGUCAUGCCCUGCGGACGAGUUAUUUGUCUUUCAAGUACGCCUGCAGCUGUUAAAGCAAAGGGCGGAUUACGUUCGACAACAGGACGGGACAGAUUACGCUCGUAUAGGAACAGCUCAUGCCGCGGCCUCAACUCCUCGGUUCUUGUAUCUCAAGACUUUACGAAAUCAGCUACAUGAGCUAAGAUCUUCAUUUCCCCCGGAUCUCUACCAUAUAGACAUCCUCAAUACACACGCUCAAUACGUCGGAUUAUACAUAAACCAGCUAGGCUAUUCAAUAAGUCGAGACUCGCUUGCUGUAGAUCAAUCUGGACGAAUUGGUGACGGUGGGAUGUUACUGGAAUUCCAACGGCUCGAGUGUUUGUGGCAGUCGGUUGAGAAUAUCAAGUCAUGGCUGGACGAGUUCUACAGAAUUCCUUGCUCCAAAAUUGUCGGCCAACCGUUUCAUUUUUGGUCACAGAUGAUUCUGACCAUCACGCUUUUGAAAUAUUUGUCAACACUUAAAGAUCCAGAAUGGGAUUGUCAAGCGGUGCGGAACACAGUCGACCUAACAUCAACGAUGGACUGUAUGCUGCAGAAGCUCGAUCUAGGCAGCAAGGAGCCAGAACUUCAGUGCAAUGACCAUUUGCUCAAGCUUUUAUCCAAGCUCUUGAACAAAUGUCGGCUGUGGGCUGAAGCUCGAUUGACCAUGGCCUCUCAGUUACAAGAUAUGGAAACCAGGCCGUGCCGGAGUGCCAACUCUGACACAACCUCUCACAAUCACCAUAUUCCAGAUCUAGAUCAGAUAAUCUGGAUGCAGUCAAUGGAUUUGGGAGAUGACCAGUGGUUUGAAGAUGUACUGGGUAUACCCACAACAUUCUACUAG
Penicillium samsonianum is the source of this 1824-nucleotide messenger RNA. RefSeq lists its product as uncharacterized. Gene Ontology annotation, cellular component: nucleus. The record is from RefSeq and is a predicted model, not a curated record. The coding region runs from base 1 to 1824 and encodes 607 amino acids. Gene Ontology annotation, biological process: regulation of DNA-templated transcription. Gene Ontology annotation, molecular function: DNA-binding transcription factor activity, RNA polymerase II-specific; transcription cis-regulatory region binding. The transcript is spliced from 4 exons. Lineage: Eukaryota; Fungi; Ascomycota; Eurotiomycetes; Eurotiales; Aspergillaceae.